This is a messenger RNA of Arvicanthis niloticus (Nile rat), 1213 nucleotides long. It is a transcript of the gene Frg1, whose product is annotated as FSHD region gene 1. Gene Ontology annotation, cellular component: nucleolus; striated muscle dense body; catalytic step 2 spliceosome. The record is from RefSeq and is a predicted model, not a curated record. Gene Ontology annotation, molecular function: actin filament binding. NCBI's taxonomy places the organism in Eukaryota, Metazoa, Chordata, Mammalia, Rodentia, Muridae.
UGGAAGAAGGCGGAGGGUUCCGUAAGGGAUUCCCUCUGCUCAAGCCGUUAGAGCCAGUUCCUCCUCCCGGGCCUGCAGGAGCUCUUCCAGCGGCUGCCACUUCAGCCUGCGGAAUCAUGGCCGAAUAUUCCUAUGUAAAGUCCACCAAACUCGUGCUCAAGGGCACUAAAGCCAAGAGUAAAAAGAAAAAGAGCAAAGAUAAGAAGAGAAAACGAGAAGAAGAUGAGGAGACCCAACUUGAUAUUGUGGGAAUCUGGUGGACUGUAUCCAACUUUGGGGAGAUUUCAGGAACUAUUGCCAUUGAAAUGGAUAAGGGAGCCUAUAUCCAUGCGCUGGACAAUGGACUGUUUACAUUAGGAGCUCCACACAGAGAAGUUGAUGAAGGCCCCAGUCCUCCAGAGCAGUUUACUGCUGUCAAAUUGUCUGAUUCCAGAAUUGCCCUGAAGUCUGGCUAUGGAAAGUAUCUUGGUAUAAAUUCAGAUGGUCUCGUUGUUGGACGUUCGGAUGCAAUUGGGCCCAGAGAACAAUGGGAGCCAGUGUUUCAAGAUGGGAAGAUGGCUUUACUGGCCUCAAAUAGCUGCUUUAUUAGAUGUAAUGAAGCAGGCGAUAUAGAAGCAAAGAAUAAAACAGCAGGGGAAGAAGAAAUGAUAAAGAUCAGAUCCUGUGCAGAAAGAGAAACCAAGAAAAAGGAUGACAUCCCAGAAGAAGACAAGGGAAGUGUGAAGCAGUGUGAGAUCAACUAUGUAAAGAAAUUUCAGAGCUUCCAAGACCACAAACUCAAAAUAAGCAAAGAAGAUAGUAAAAUUCUUAAAAAGGCUCGGAAAGAUGGAUUUUUACAUGAGACGCUUCUGGACAGGAGAGCCAAAUUGAAAGCUGACCGAUACUGCAAGUGACAUGAACAUUAUGUUUUGCUUUUGGGUUUUUCAUUUUUUUCUUUUUCUUUUUUUUUUUUUUUUUUUUUUUUUCUGAAUAAAUAUAUUCUGAAUAAGUGCUUUUACAAAGAGUUCUCGAGUCCUCUUGAAAUUAUUGCUAAAUUUAGUAACUGGUUUGACCUGACUGGUCAAGGUUAGCCCUGGUACUUCAAGGGAUUUACUUUUCAGGUAAGCGUCUCCUCUUAAAGGACUACAGGACUCUUCAUUCUCCAAAUUCCCUGUCAUGUUACUCCUGGACACAUGUUCCCGAUGCUGAGGACUGACUGUUGCUGUGUGCCUCU